Messenger RNA from Osmia lignaria (orchard mason bee), 1769 nucleotides. It is a transcript of the gene spag, whose product is annotated as RNA polymerase II-associated protein spaghetti. The record is from RefSeq and is a predicted model, not a curated record. NCBI's taxonomy places the organism in Eukaryota, Metazoa, Arthropoda, Insecta, Hymenoptera, Megachilidae. Gene Ontology annotation, molecular function: protein binding. Gene Ontology annotation, cellular component: protein folding chaperone complex.
AUCAUUACCGCUCGACCCCUAUUUUCUGUAGAAUUAUGACAUAACCUAAAUUUGUGAUUGAUAUUUUGAUUUGAUCGAGUGUUUUAAAGUAUAACAAUAAUAAAAAUGGAUAAAUCGAUAUUACUGCAAAAGCAAGUAAAAGAUAAUACGGAAGAUUUACAGAAAGAAUUUCUUGAUAUGAAAAAUUGGGAAGAACAGAUGAAACGUAAAGAUGAGGAAAUCAAGAAAGAAGCAAUUGGUCAGAUCACUUUACCACCAGUUAGAAGCAAACAUCAAAAUAAUGCAAAAAAUGCUCCUGCAAAACACAAUGGAAUUGAUAUUAAAUCAAAAAGAAUUAAAUCUUAUGAUUAUUCUGCUUGGGAUAAAUUUGAUGUGGAUAAAGCAUGUACAGAUGUUGAUAAAGAAGAGCAAUCAGAUGAUUCUGGAGAUGAAACUAUGUCUAAAGAAGAAUUGGAAAAAGUUCACCAGGUAGCAACCAAGCAUAAAAAUGAAGGCAAUGCUUUUGUACAGCAGCAAAAAUGGUCUAAAGCUAUUUCAUGUUAUAAUGAGGCUAUAAAAGCUUUCCCAUAUGAUGCUAUAUUUUAUGCAAAUCGUGCACUUUGUCAGUUAAAGUUAGACAAUUUUUAUUCUGCAGAAUCAGAUUGCUCAACAGCUAUUCAGUUGGAUGAAACUUAUGUGAAAGCCUAUCAUAGAAGAGCAUCAGCUAGAAUGAACCUGAAACAAUACAAAGAAGCUAAACAAGAUUUAGAAAAAGUUUUAAAACUGGAACCAUAUAAUAAAGAGGCUAAAUCAAUGCUUGUUCAAAUUGAAAAUAAAAUCAAAGUUUCAGAACCAUCUGCUUUGAAUGAAGGUAUAAAGAAGUUACCAGAAAAAUUAACAAUUGAAAAGAAGAUGGAUAAAAAAAUAUGUGGCAGUACUGUAUCAGAAUCUCAAGCAACAGAUAGUAAAAAUAUUAAAGUGAAUAAAUGUACAAGCGAUGACGAAACCAGUAUUAAAAAUAUCAAACAUAGUACAUGUAAUAUCUCUACAGCAGAUAAAAAAGGUGAUACAGAAGAUGCUAUAAAAAAGCAAGAAAGGGAUCCACGUAUUCCUGAUUGGUUACCAGAAAAAGAUGAUGUUAUUGUAAUAGAACCUACCAAAAAGCCUCCUCACUUACGUUCAAAAAAAUCAUUAACAAGAAUAUCAGUUGAAGAAGUAGAAUUUGGUAUCCCUCAACAUAAAUAUGAUAAGGAUAAGAUGGAAUAUAAUAAAACUGAAUCUGUACUGCUUGAGGAUGUUAGUAAAGAUAAUAAUCUUAUGGAAAGUAAUGAUUCUGCAAAAAUUUCCGAACUUACAGAGGAUAUUUACAAUAUACCGCCAACUCCUAAAACAGCAGUACAAUUUAUAAUGAACUGGAAAACGAUUAAAACAUCAGAACUUAGAUAUAAAUAUUUAAAGCAAUUAUCUGGGAAUAACUUACAUCAAAUAUUUCAAGACUCAAUGGAAUCAAAUAUUUUUAGUGAAAUAUUGGAAGUUUUAAGGACAGAAUUUAUGAAAAGGAAAGAACCUAUAUUUUGUUAUUUAAAAGAUCUUAGUCAAGUUAAACGAUUUAGAGCACUUAUCAUGUUUAUUAGUAAUAGUGAUAAAAAAAAUUUAAAGGCACUUUUCGAAUAUUGCAAUGCAGUGGAGCAUAUAUCUCAAAACGAACUUGCAACUUUGCAAAACAGAUAUGAAUUAUGAAAAUAAAUUCACGACAUUUAAUUAUGUUUAAACUCAAAUACAUAUAAGUC